UGCAAAACAUAUAACCGGGACAUGAGGCUUUUCCAUAUUACAGUCUUAUGUUAUCCGAUUCACUUACAGCUACAAGGAUUGGACGGUAAGAAGUCCUUUAUCCAGAUACUCGUGUAAAGGACGUGGAAAUUAUAAGAAGAAUACCUGACUCCUGUCGAGUGGAAGUCCUCAGCACAACUCAACAACACCUUCUCAGAUUUAAUUUCAACACCUACCGAAGAAAUACCAGUCAUGGCUACCAAACCCCUCGUCUUACUUACCGGCGCCAGCGGCUUCGUCGGCGCACAUGUUCUGGAGCAAUUACUUCGAACAUCAUCAUAUCGAGUGCUAGCUCCCGUCCGAUCACUCAACAAAAUCCAACACUUCCAAAAACAAUACGCAAGUGAAAUUUCGAACGGCACCCUCAAAUUCACCAGCAUUCCCGACUUGUCAGCCGCCCAUGCUCUCGACGCAACAUUCGAAGAGAAUCCAGUCGCCUACACCAUCCACGUAGCCUCACCAUAUUUCACCACCACUGAUAACCCAAUCGAAGAACUUGUCAAGCCCGCCGUUAAUGCGACCCGCAAUGUCCUGCUCAGCGCGUUGCAGCACGGUACAAAUCUCAAACGACUGACAGUUCUGUCUUCAUUUGCCUCGGUUACCGAUCUAUCCAAAGGUGCUAGACCUGGCUACACAUAUACGGCGAAAGAUUGGGAUCCCGUCACCGAGGAACAGGCAGCUCAGAACGGUGUUCUUGGUUAUCACGCAAGCAAGACCUUUGCGGAGCGAGAAGCCUGGAAAUUGCAUGAUGUUGGAGCGGAUGAAUCUCAGCCCAACAAGGCGCCUUUUGACUUGACUACGCUCUGUCCACCGAUGAUCUAUGGACCACCCAUUCACUACAGCUCCGAAUCACUCCCCAAGGGCGGUAUCGCUGGACUUAACACAAGUACAGCCAGAUUAAUCAAUGGAAUACUAGGCAAAGAUCCGCUGUAUGCUCCCAAGGUGGGCAAUCCCGGGUUACCGGCCUGGAUCGAUGUCCGUGACGUUGCAAAAGCGUGCGUUGCAUCAUUGAGUCUCCCACAAGGGCAAAAUGAUAGGAUUUUACUAUUUUCGGGAACCAACUAUUACGAGGACGGUUUGAAGGGUUUGCGCGAGAGUGGUGUUCAAGGUCUAGGCGAGCCUGGUGCCGUGGCUGAUCCUAAGAAUCAUUUCUCUCUGGAUCAGAGUGGUCAAAAGGAGAUUUUGGGAAUGGCUACGACUAUUCCAUUCCAACAGACGGUAGAGGACACUUAUAGAGCAGUGAAAGCGUUGGGUUUAUUGUGAUAGAUGUGAGAUUGAGUUAGAACCUAUAGGUAGGUCUAGGUACUCUAAGUAUUCAAUUGAGUUCGCGAAACGCA
Molecule: messenger RNA, 1376 nt
Organism: Exophiala mesophila
Lineage: Eukaryota; Fungi; Ascomycota; Eurotiomycetes; Chaetothyriales; Herpotrichiellaceae
Exons: 2
Coding region: 232-1302 (356 amino acids)
Molecular function (GO): oxidoreductase activity, acting on the CH-OH group of donors, NAD or NADP as acceptor
Source: RefSeq, a predicted model, not a curated record